AUUUGGCAACCAGCAGCAACUACAAAUGUCUGGUCAGUUCAUCGACAGCCUACUUCUGAUCCUAGCGUGGAAGGACCUUACGGGUAGCCAGUCUCAGGAUGGCCAUGAUGUCGGUGCGGGUCGGUGUUGGGACCGGGGGAUGGAGGCCGGGACUGGACGGGGAGGAGACUACAGAUGCGGGGUGGUACAAUGUGGCUCUGUGAGGUCGUCCUGCUCUCAGUGGACGCAUGAGAGCUGAGGAUAGCCGGAGCAAAGUGAAGCAAAGUUGGUGUUAAAGAUAGUCUACCUCCCAGAGUGACCAUGAGAGUCCUCCUACUCAUCUGCAUGCCAGUUCUGCUGCUCGCCCAGGCUCAGUACCAGGAUCCGUAUCCUUUUUUGGAUGACUAUGGGCCAGACUACUUUCAAGUGCCUGUAAAUCCUGACUCUCAUACUGAUACCUACCAGCAGCAGGUUCGACUCGAGCCAGCGGUCCGUUCAGAAGAAUCAGAGUCUGAUUUGGUGACAGAGCCGACAGAGCCUGGCCCUCUUGAUUGCCGAGAGGAGCAGUAUCCCUGCACCAGACUCUACUCUGUUCACAAGCCAUGCAAGCAGUGCCUGAACAGCCUCUGCUUCUACAGUUUGCGACGGGUGUACAUCAUCAACAAGGAGGUGUGCGUGAGGACCGUGUGUGCACAUGAUGAGCUGCUCAGAGCGGACCUGUGCCGCGAUCAGUUCUCUCGCUGCGGCGUUGCGGCGCAUAGCGGCCAGUGUGCAUCACUAGGACCAAGCUGUGGGAAGAGCUGUGGUGGCUGCUGAUUGACUCCAGAGAUCACCUGCCCAGAUACUGCCACUUUUUCUACCACUCACCCACAUCCUCUUACUGCAUCCUCCUUCUUCAUCCCAGUUUCUCCUCACUUUGCCUUUUGACUCUUCCUGUACAACUUAUUACUCGUGCGAAAAACAUGUUUUGUGUAAGUUUAUCUUACACAAAA
Molecule: messenger RNA, 971 nt
Organism: Etheostoma cragini (Arkansas darter)
Lineage: Eukaryota; Metazoa; Chordata; Actinopteri; Perciformes; Percidae
Gene: mfap2
Product: microfibril associated protein 2
Exons: 9
Coding region: 301-795 (164 amino acids)
Biological process (GO): embryonic eye morphogenesis
Cellular component (GO): microfibril
Source: RefSeq, a predicted model, not a curated record